AAGCGUUAUCCUGAUCUUGAUUAAAAGCUAUUUUAGGAAUUCUCCAAAACAUUGAUCCUGGACACAGCUUAUUAACAUAAACUGGGGGAUAAUUCAAUACUUUAUCAAAGCUGAAUGAAUCACUUCACAUGCAUUAGUAGUAGAAUAGUUCCGAGUUCAAUAAACGGGAUACCUCGUACCGAAUGAUCUCGUCCAAGACGAUGAAAGAAGUGAAAUUUUGAUACAGAAGCAAAACCAUGACAGACUUUGGAAGUGAGACUUGGUAUGGAAAAACUCCAGAAAGCGUUCCAUUGCUGGGCUUGGAUCAGUUUAGUGAUGAGGUGUUUGCUAGCUAUACAGGCCCCGAGGACGGGCUGGGAUUUGUUUUUAGAGACUCCAACAGCAGCAUGAUACCAUCCAAUACAUUCAUUGAGGCAGCAGGCGUGAAGAACUGGAACAUCAAGGACCAGAAAGCUUAUGGAAUCUGUAUUUCUCUGUAUGAACAACACCCAGUCAAUGGCAGAAUGUCAGGUGAUCCCAUUGCUGAUGCUUUUGCACUGUGUGCACGGAAGAAUAACUGUGUGUUACUGAUGGCAGACGGUGUAAACUGGGGGGAGAAGUCUCGACUGGCAGCCCGGUGUGCACUGUACGGGGCCAUGAAGUAUAUUAACAGGAAACUGUUUCAGGAGAGAAACCAACCACAGAAUACUCAGGAGGCUCUUGUCCUACUAAGACAGGCUUUUGAUGCUGCACACUCAGUCAUUCUGGACAGAAAUGGUGGCCUCACCACGAUGUGUGCCUGUAUGAUAUGUCCUGUGAAAAAUUCUCACCAGUUUGCUGUCUGCUGUGUGAAUGUAGGAGACAGUUAUUGCUACAUAUUUAGUCAUCGCUAUGGUAUUAGGGAGCUGACAAUCGGAUCCCAUGACAUUACUUCAGAACGGGACAUUCGUGAUGCAGGUGGUGCCAUCGGCCCCGUGAGUGGUUCUAACCCAGAGCUACAGAAUCUAACUUGUUCCCUGUCGUUCUGUGAGCCCGGAGACAUUGUCUUUUUAACUACAGAUGGGAUAUCAGAUAACUUUGACCCAGUGGUAACAAAAGCUGCUGUACCAAGAAAAAUGAAUGAUGCAAAUAGCAAUGAACUUUCCCCAAACUCUGAGGAUUCUGGGAAACCUGAAAUGGAACCAAGUGAGAGGCAUUUGUAUGCUAUGAAACAGAUGGAGAGGGUGCUGUACGAGUUUGAACUCGCCACAGAAGAACAGUGCUCUGCCCAGGAAUUAUGUGGGGCCAUAGUUCAGCAUGUGCUCUCUCUCACAGAUUCCAAGCGGAAAAUACUGGAAAACCCACAGCUGUAUGUCAGGCGAAGACUUACUCAAAAAGAAAAGGAGAAAAGAGACUCUGACAUAGUGAAUCAAAUGUCCAAAGCCCCCGGGAAACUGGACCACGCUUCCAUUGUGGCAUUUGAGAUAGGCAUUAUGAAAAGGGAUGAAGAAGAAAUGGAGAACAUCCCACUAAUUGAGACUGUGCACGAGUUGGACUCGGUUUCCGAGUCUGAUGAAUGCCCGUCGAGCACAGGGCCAGUGUCUCCCACCUCAAAGAAGUCAUCACGUCCAAGGAAACUGUUCGCGAGAAUUAAAAAUCUGAGUGUAAACACCAAUGGUCAUACUCCUAGUCAAAUUACUAGUCCUAAAAGUGCUCCUGUGUCACCGAGGAAGUUCUCAUUUAAAAGGUCAAGGUCAAAAGCAACUGAGGCCACUUCUCCCAUGAGCCCUGACCCUGUCUCACCCUCAGAAAUCCCCUCCCCCUCACUAGUCAGUCCAUCCAAUCUAUUUCCAGUGUCAGCCCCCCGCAGGAAGAAUCGUCAGCAUUCUCACGAGUCAUCUGUGUAAUUCUGUGCUACAAAAAUAUUCUAUGCUGUUUAUUUAUAUAUCAUUAUGCUGUUUAUUUAUGUAUCAUUAUGCUGGUAUUUAUGGAUCAUUAUGCUGGUAUUUAUUGAUCAUUUAUUGUGUAUAGGUGUCUCAUAACUCUCAUUACAUGAGGUUUUUGAUUGAUUAUCUAUUACGAGGUAUUGUGAACAUUAUUAAUUACUGCAGGGUGAAAUUUAAUUAUUUGUUGUGUAACAUGCAUUCAUAUGUUAAUACAUGGUUUACAUGAGGUCAAGUUUUGAAGACUAAAUGCUGUUAUAAAAUAUUGCUCAGGGUUAGGGUAAUAUUACCUGUAAGACAAGAUAUCUGAUGACAAAUGAUGUAACAGAUAAACAUGAAAUCGGUAUUUCAGCCAUGCUAGCAUGUUUUGCAGUGCAGCUUGUCGUACAAUCUUUUCUACAUGCUUUUGCAUAUUAUGUGUCAAUCACUGAAUCACUUUUAUGUGUCAAUUACUGAAUCACUUUGUUAGUGAAGCAUAACCUUGAUCUCAAAUUGUCCACACACAUUAGAACAAAACUUCAACUUGUAUACCUAGUGAUGAGUAUAAACAGAAAACUCUUCUUGGAGAUGUUGAGAUUUAAGCCAUGUAUUAAGCAUUGGUUGUCUUUUUUAAUAUUUUAAAGCAUGGUUGUUGUUAAUUGUACGAGUAUUGUAGUACUCAUUUAUUUACUGAAGCAGGUAGGGGUAAAUUUUUGAGGCAGGUAUAGCUACACUUUCAUUAGCAGUUGAUUUUAUGGAGACCUUGUCCAGAUUUAUAUGUACUAGAUGUGAUAAAAGAUCAUUAAAAGUAGCGUCUUUACAAUAAUUAUUUUGACUAUGUACGGUAAGACACCCUUAUAAAGAACACACUUAUAACAAAUUUACUUUUUACUUUAUUGCAAAGUGACAUUUAUUCCUCUGUGAGAGGAAAACUUAAGUUUCAUUAUAACAGAUUUUCUCACUGGCCCAGGAGGUUCGCUACAACUGUAUUUUACUGUACAAUAUUUAGGAUCAGUUCUGUUUAUAACAAUUUCUUUAUUGUGUCGCCUGUAAAGGUAUACUAAGGAUUAUUGUCUUUUGUGGGUUUGACUUUAAAUCCCCUCAUUGGUCUGUCUUUAGGCCCCCUUGUGACAGUAAAAGAUAAGAUGUUCAAUUUUAAUGUGUGUGUUCCUUGUAUGAGAGUCACUUGAUAAAUAAAUACAUGUACAGUACAUACCGUGAUAAAUGAUCUCAUCACAUGUGACAUGUGUGUUAUUUAGAGUAAUCUCAGUUAAUUACCAUCUCAUUAGAAAGUUUAGUAGCUUUACUGGUUGAAAACUAGAUAGAUAUUAUGCACUGAUAAAUUGUCUGUCCACCUGUCUGUAAAUAAUUGUCUUGCAUUGAUGGUGCAUGUGCAAAGAAGGAUAAUUCUAGAAUAUAAGGUAGGAAAAUCGACAUACUGCAUGGUUUUAUGUUUUCAGCAGACCUUGUGAAUUCUUUAUUAUUCUCCAGAAUGUUUUUCAGGUCCCCUGAGUAAAUCAGGUGACAUAAUGCAGUCCAUGCUUUUUCCAUCGUGUGUACCGGGAAUUGUGCAGUGUAAACAUUUGGACGUUUUCAAUAGAAACUUUUUAUAAAACUAAUUCUAAUGUUGUAUCUUUAGGGAAAAGGAAACAAAAAGAAUGGCAGAGUCCCUGCCCUCUAGGGGUUACUUAUAUGGGGCCAAAACUCCUUAAAUAGUAGACUCUUUAAAAAUCUGUUUUUACUCUGUAAGUGGCAGUAACAUCUAACAGAUAAUUGUAAACCAGAUGCUUAGUGCCCUGUUUAAUUCAAGGACCUUUCAUCAGGUUUCAUACCCCUAGGACAAAGGUUUUUGUAGUGAAAAUACAUUAAAUCUUCACUCCAUGAAUGCUUAGCAUGAAAACUGAAUGAUUAUUUAUAAUGAGCUUGGAGGACUGUACCAAAGAAUGAAAUUCAUGACCCCCAUAUGUCAAAUUAGGUUCCAAGAUGGGACCUUUGGAUCAUGUGCAGAAAAUGUUUUAUAUCUAUAAAAAUCAUUACUAUUGAAGAUCUAGCAUAUGCUCUGGGUCAACUGUGAAUUUGAAACUCCAGGGUUCAGUUCUUAAAGGUAUGUCUGUAAAAGAUCUUUGAAAAUCUUUAGUCCUGAACAUCUACUAUGUAAUUUCGUACUGAAAACAAAUGACAUCUCUGUGAAUGACCUGCUGAAAUCCAGGGGAAAGGUUUGACCAGAUAAUUGGUCAUGACCCAUAACCAAGGUCAUUUAGACAGGUUAAAGGUCACAAGUAAAAUGGGAAAAUACUUAUUUAGGUCUCAACUUUGUACUAUAGGCACAUACAUAGUACGUUGGUUGUCCAUGGCCUAGACAAAGUCAUUUGACCAAGGUUGUAAAAGACUGUCGGGCCAUAACUUUGUAAUGGCAAGGUAUAAGGAGUUCAAUAAUCACUUCCUUUGAUUACAGACACACACAAAACACUUCUUUGAAUAUCAUUUUUGAUGCAGUCUUACUGGUUUUUUUAUUUUAUAUUAGUUGAUAAAUUAUUAAUUUUUUAAUUGUACUUAGAUGAAUGUUAAGAACCAUGUAGUGUCCUCUUGUUUUAAUUAGUUCGAAUUUCUCUUAGAUAUAUUGAAUUUAAACUAAUUUUAGAUGCACAUUUUUAUGAUUACUACUGUACUUAUUUAUAUCGAAUGGAUUUAACGUUUUAUUACAUGUGAUUAUUGUUCAAGGCAUUUGAACUUGGUUUGAAAUUUAGUAUUAUAAUUCAUAUAUUUUUAUUAAUCCUGUUAAAGGGGCAUGGACAUGGUUUGAGCUGAAAAUUUUCAUAUUCUAUUUUCCAUUUUUACUGUUUACAAUGCUUAACUAAAGUAAUUCUAAUUGUCAACCAGAAUUUUAAUAUAAAUUGUUACAUUGCAAGUGAGAUACAGUACUCACAAUUCCUUGGUAUGUAAACAAGACCUGUGCCAUGUUUCUAUACAUAUUGAUAGCUUAAUAGAAAAUAGCAUGUUUAAAACAAAAUGAGAUGUGCCAAACACUAGAAACAAAUUAAUUGUUUUGAAUUAUCUUGUAAAUUGAAAAAAUCUGCGUUAAACGAAACUUUUUCUAGUAUAUUUAAUCUAUGUAAACAAAAACAGGGCAGGCCUUGUUUACAUAACAAAGAAUUAUUAACUCUGUAUCUCACAUGUACCUUGACAAUUGACAUUCAAAUUUUUGCUAACCAUUAGAAAUACCGUAGUUAAGCAUGCUAAACAUUAAAAGUGGAAAAGUAAAAUUUGAAAAUUUCCAGCUCAAGUCCUGUCCAUGUCCCUUUAAAUUGUAUAAGAUUUAGGAUCUGCCAUGUUCAGAACGUUUUUGCAUUCGGUGUGAACCAAGGUUCUAGUAGCUUUUAGUAUUGAAGUACAAAAGAUGUUUCAAGAUUAGAUAGACGUACAUCGUACUACAAAGAGAGUUAAGAUAAUCAAAAUUUCUGACUGCUGGUCGUGCAUGCUGAUGAUACUGACAUGAAAUAUUUAUCUUGAUGUACAUCUUGCAUGAUGUAUCGCUCAUUGUUAUUCUAAUAUGGCAGGGCAUUUUAUUCAUGACUUAUUAAGGGCAUAACACAAGUAUGCAAAAUUAAUGAUGAAUGUUUCUGAUGUACUUAAUACAAGGUCGUACAGUU
Messenger RNA from Ostrea edulis (European flat oyster), 5530 nucleotides. RefSeq lists its product as uncharacterized. The coding region runs from base 237 to 1865 and encodes 542 amino acids. The record is from RefSeq and is a predicted model, not a curated record. Lineage: Eukaryota; Metazoa; Mollusca; Bivalvia; Ostreida; Ostreidae. The transcript has 5 exons.